AUGGCGACUAGGGGCACCGGUGGGAUAGCGGCCGUGCGGUGCGCCGGAAGGAUCGGGGUCGUGGCCUCAGUCGCCAUGAACCUUGCUUGGAUAGCGAUGUACAUCCGACGCCGCUACUUCGGCGGCGGCAGCCGAUCUGACAACAACGGCGGCGUCACCACGGUGGAGCCGUCGAAAGGAAAACCACCGGUCACUGAGGACUCCAUAGUAAACCUCGACCAUGGCGACCCGACGAUGUACGAGGAGUUCUGGCGCGGGAUAGGAGAUAGCGCCUCCAUCUUCAUCCCAGGUUGGCAAACAAUGAGCUACUUCUCCGACCUCGGCGGCAUCUGUUGGUUCGUGGAGCCUGGCUUCGAGCGCGAGGUGCGGCGUCUCCACCGGCUCGUGGGAAAUGCCAUGGUUGACGGGUACCAUGUGCUCGUCGGGACCGGAUCCACGCAGCUCUUCCAGGCCGUGCUGUACGCGCUCUCACCUGCAAGCGAUGGCACGCCCAUGAACGUCGUAUCACCGGCACCUUACUACUCGUCUUACCCAUCUGUGACGAACUUUCUGAACUCUGGGCUUUACCGUUGGGGUGGUGAUGCCAAUACAUUCGAUGGUGACACCUGUAUUGAGCUCAUCUGCUCGCCAAACAACCCUGAUGGUGGCAUCCGAAGAGCUGUCGUCAAAUCCAAGUAUAGCAAGGCUGUUUAUGACUUCGCCUACUACUGGCCACAGUACACACCCAUCACCGAGGCAGCUGACCAUGAUAUCAUGUUAUUCACUGUCUCCAAAUGCACUGGCCAUGCCGGCACUAGACUGGGGUGGGCACUGGUGAAGGAUACUGAGGUGGCCCAGAAAAUGAUUAAGUUUAUAGAGCUCAACACAAUUGGUGUAUCCAAGGACUCUCAACUUCGUGCCGCUAAGAUUAUUGGGGCAGUCUGUAACAGCUAUGAGCUAUCAUCCGCUGGUAAAACAAGCCACCUCUUCCAUUUUGCUAAGGAAAAAAUGGCGGAACGUUGGAUUAGACUUCGUGCAGCUGUGGCGGCCUCAGACAUCUUUGCUCUCCCAAAUGAGCUAUCUGGCUAUUGUAGUUUCUCCAUGGAGACCAUCACCGCCAAUCCUCCAUUUGCAUGGCUUCACUGCAAGAAGGAUGAUAUUGAAGAUUUGGAGGGCUUUCUACGCCUGAAAAAGAUAAUCACUCGAGGUGGCACAAAGUUUGGAGUGGAUGGGAGGGUUGUCAGGGUUAGUAUGGUUGACACAGACCAAGCCUUCAAUGUGUUCAUCUAUCGUCUGGCUACAAUGAAUUGA
This is a messenger RNA of Miscanthus lutarioriparius, 1290 nucleotides long. NCBI's taxonomy places the organism in Eukaryota, Viridiplantae, Streptophyta, Magnoliopsida, Poales, Poaceae. The record is from the annotation of a GenBank genome assembly.